Messenger RNA from Protopolystoma xenopodis, 564 nucleotides. Lineage: Eukaryota; Metazoa; Platyhelminthes; Monogenea; Polystomatidea; Polystomatidae. The record is from the annotation of a GenBank genome assembly.
GUGCCAACUUCUUGGGAACGCUAUGCUUAUCCUAGCCUCUAUCCACUGGGUCUUUGGUAUUCCGACCUUUUAAGCCGAGUAAAGGAACUGGACGCCUGGACGCAAGAUAUGAGUCUUCCUGGUUCUGUCUGGCUCGGCGGUCUUUUUAAUCCGCAAUCCUUCCUUACUGCUGUAAUGCAACAGACGGCGCGCAAAAUGGAAUGGCCACUGGACAAAAUGUGCAUUAGCGUAGAGGUGACCAAAAAGUGGAGCGAAGAGAUGGGAUGUGCCCCGAGAGAGGGAGCCUAUGUGCACGGUCUCUACGUCGAAGGUGCAAGGUGGGACAUGUCGGCCGGCUCGAUAACUGAAUCAAGGAAUAAGGAGUUGACGCCACUCGUACCUGUAAUAUUGUUGAGAUCUGUCACUGUGGAUAGGCAGGAGAGCAGGGUCGCUCAGAUGUACGCUUGUCCUCUAUACAAAACUAAGACUAGAGGACCAACUUUUGUAUGGACCUUCCAUAUGCGAACUCGAGACAAACCGGCACGCUGGAUUCUGGGAGGAGUUGCUUUACUGCUGCAAGUCUAA